This is a messenger RNA of Vitis riparia (riverbank grape), 3683 nucleotides long. RefSeq lists its product as uncharacterized. The record is from RefSeq and is a predicted model, not a curated record. Lineage: Eukaryota; Viridiplantae; Streptophyta; Magnoliopsida; Vitales; Vitaceae.
UCUAGAGUGCCUGAUUGGAGGAGCAAAUCUACAGAGGAAAAGCACAUGUCUCAUGUGCGCAUAAACCAGUGAAUAGCCCUGUUCCACACGCCUCCUUGCUUCUCAACUCUUCCUUUCUCUCCAUACAUCACUCAUGAAUCGAGGCCAAGAUUUAAUUUGAGAAGCAAGAGGAAAAAAAAUUGUAAAAGACUCAGAAAAAAAGAUGCAUUCAAAAUUCUCAAUCACCCAUCUAAACCCAUCAAAAACCGGGCUGUUUCCUCUCUUCCCUCAUCGGGAUUUCUGCAAGGUGGGAUUCUCUGCAAGACCCAAGCUCCGGUUCAAGCUCGUUGUCCAGUCUCUGGGUGAUAGGUGGAGAUUAAGCGACAUUGAUACCAAUGCUGUGCAAGAACAAUUGAAUAUGUGGCUAGUGAAGACUCAAAGCUUUUUGAAUGAAGUGACUUCUCCAUUGGUAAGAACUGGUCAUGGUAGAAAGCCUGACCCUGCAAAUGUGUCUGACACUCGAGAUAUGGAUGAUGUAUUCGUGGCAGAACAAACUAUUCAGAGCAGCACACCCAGUGGCGACCUUUCAUUGGCUGCUAUUGUUUCUAUUGAGCAAUUCAGCAGGAUGAACGGAUUGACUGGGAAAAAAAUGCAGAAAAUAUUUAGGGCACUUGUUCCUGAAACUGUCUAUAAUGAUGCCCGUAAUUUGGUGGAAUAUUGCUGCUUUAGGUUCUUGUCAAGAGAUAGUUCUGAUAUUCAUCCUUGCCUCAAGGAACCUGCAUUCCAGAGACUGAUUUUCAUUACAAUGCUCGCGUGGGAGAAUCCUUACCAUGAAGCAAAUGAUUCAAAUGCUAUUGGUUUAGAGAAAGCUUCCUUUCAGAGGAAGCUUGUAGGAGAAGAGGCUUUUGUUCGUAUUGCUCCUGCUGUUUCUGGUGUUGCCGAUCGGCCAACUGCACAUAAUCUAUUCAAGGCUCUUGCUGGUGAUGAACGGGGCAUAUCUUUAAGCUUGUGGUGUACAUAUGUUAAUGAACUUCUCAAAGUGCACGAAGGACGCAAAUCAUAUGAGAUUCAAGAAUCCCCCCAGCUUUCCAGGGAGCGGAUCAUAUGUAUUGGUUCUAGCAGGAAGCGCCCGGUCAUAAAGUGGGAGAACAAUGUUGCAUGGCCAGGAAAACUUAUUUUGACCAAUAAAGCACUCUAUUUUGAGGCUGUUGGAUUAGUAGGGCAGCAAGAUACUAGAAGAUUGGAUCUUACAAGAAAUGGUUUACAAGUGCAGAAAACAAAAGUUGGACCUUUUGGAUCCCUUCUUUUUGACUCUGCCGUUUCUGUUUCCUCUGGUCCUGGGUCCGAAACAUGGGUGCUGGAAUUUGUGGACUUAGGAGGUGAAAUGAGACGAGAUGUCUGGUAUGCAUUUAUUAAUGAAGUUAUUGCUUUAUACAAGUUCAUAAAUGAGUAUGGAGCAGAGGAUGGUGAUCAAUCUGUAUUUCAUGUGUAUGGUGCUCACAAAGGGAAGGAAAGGGCUAUCACCAGUGCAAUGAACAGUAUUGCUAGACUUCAGGCCCUUCAAUUUAUCCGGAAGUUGUUGGAUGAUCCAACUAAACUUGUUCAGUUCUCAUAUUUGCAAAAUGCACCCUAUGGAGACAUUGUUUUGCAAACUCUAGCUGUUAAUUAUUGGGGUGGACAGUUAGUCACAAAAUUUAAGGAGGCAGGCUAUCUACCAGAUCGAGGAUCAAGGUCUUCUGAUGAUGUGUUUGAAAGUAGUAACCAUGUAUUUAACAUAGAUGGAAGUGUCUACUUCAGGAAGUGGAUGAGAUCUGCAUCUUGGGUUUCUAGUUCCUCUAUAGCUUUCUGGAAGAAUGCUUCAAUAAAACAAGGGGUUGUAUUAAGUAAAAAUCUUGUCGUGGCUGAUACUACUCUUGUAGAAAGGGCAGUAACAUGCAAACAUAAAUACCAAGUGGUUGAGAAAACACAAGCCACAAUUGAUGCAGCAAUGCUUAAAGGGAUACCCAGCAACAUUGACCUUUUCAAGGAACUUAUACUUCCUUUGACUGUCACUGCCAAGAAUUUUGAAAAACUUAGGCGCUGGGAGGAGCCGCACUUGACUGUCUCCUUUCUUGCAUUUGCAUAUACACUUAUUGUCAGAAACUUGCUGCCAUAUGUAUUUCCCAUGACAUUGAUGAUCGUGGCAUUUGGCAUGUUGUUACUAAAGGGCCUCAAGGAGCAAGGUCGUCUGGGAAGAUCUUUUGGAAAAGUUACUAUACGUGAUCAGCCACCUUCAAAUACAAUUCAAAAGAUCAUAGCUGUAAAAGAAGCCAUGCGUGAUGUCGAAAACUAUCUACAGAAUCUGAAUGUUACACUUCUAAAAAUACGUACAAUUAUUCUUUCAGGUCAGCCCCAGGUAACAACAGAGGUUGCCUUGGUGCUGUUAGGUUCUGCAACCAUUCUCCUUGUCAUCCCUUUUAACUAUGUUCUUGGUUUUGUUAUCCUUGAUCUUUUCACACGAGAGCUCGAGUUUCGUAGAGAAAUGGCUAUGAGGUUCAUCAGAUUUUUGAAGGAGCGUUGGGAUACUGUGCCUGCAGCGCCGGUUGCUGUAAUACCGUUUGAGAGUGAUGACUCUUGGUCAGUGGAUCAAAGGAAAGAAAUUAAUAACAAAAAAUCAGAAAGAACUCAAAACAAUAUUAAGUCUAGAUAAUUUGUUACAUACUUACAUGUACAUUUUUCAGGGUGGAGUUGUGUAAAAAAGUGGCCAGCACUUCCCAGUUAAAGAAAAAACAAAAUUUAGCCAAAUUUUCCUGCUGAUUAUUUUUUUAAAUGUAUAUAAAUUGACAUUUUCUUUAUUAUUUUCGUAAGCUAAUAAUUAGAAAUUUUUGGUUGAUAAGUUUAUGGUUCUGAAUCUCGUGGUCAUAAAACGCAUUAAGAGCAUGCGUUUUAUGGAGAGGGAGAGCAAACUGGAGAAGUUACAACUUAAUACUGCAGACCUUUAUUAUCGCAAGAUGCUUGAAUCACUCAGGAAUUCAGCUGAGAAAAUGGUGCUGGGGUCUUUUCUGAAAGCAGGACAUUAUGUAAUCACCAAAUCCAGGUGAGAAUACUCGUAGGAUCAUCGAAUGCAUAGCUAUAUGCCACAGGGCAGGCCUGUUUGAAACUCCUGGAAUAGUUUGUAGCUACACAUGAUAUAGGAUUUCCAUACGCACCUCGACAACAGUACUGAUCAGUGUUGAAUGCUUCACAUGCGCUUUUACAAGCUAUGAUCUUCCCAUCUGUUUUAAGGGCUAGCUCGCUUGGGCAUUUUUGCCUCAAGUCUGCAUCACAACCAGCAACGCUGCAGUUUCCGGUACCAUUCGUGGGGGUGAUUGUAAUGGGCAGGUUGAAGCCAUCAACAAGGCUGACAUCGUAGUAGUCAAUAUCACCAAGGUUGAACUCAGCAAUUGAAGCAGGAGGUUUUCCAGGGCUUGUACAGUUGAGGGUAGUGCCACAGGCACCAGUUUGGCAUUUUCCACUGCCAUUCUUGUCAAAGCUGCAACCUGUUCGGCCCCAUAUCCGGCCACCCCACACAUCAGCAGCAGUGAAAAUGGCUGAUUGGCCUGGUUUGAGUGCAAAACCACCACCAUGGAAGUUGAGACCAGGUGUUAUUAUUCCAGGCCAUACUGUCUCAUUGCAGUCAUUCACAAUGGUGAAGGUGGUUGCACUUUCACACAAUUUUCCUCCUA